AUGGGGCAAGCCUCUUUACCGGCUGUAAGCCGGUCUCGCCUUGAAUGUUUACCCGCGGAGAUCAUCCAGGAGAUCUUCCUCCAUUCUCUCGAGUUCAACUUCCCUAGAGUGUCUCGAUACAUCGCUGGGAUCCUUUCCAACACGGUGAUCUAUACUUGGCUCAUUCGACUCGCGUUCAGCAGCGCCAACGAGGGCUCAAAACGGGGAUUGUUCACUCCGGACUUUUUGCCCGCGCCAUUGGAUUUCUGGGCUCUUUCGACAGAAGAGCGGAGAGAUCUCCAGACGGACAUCCUAGCAUGUGGCUGGUGCACCUUGCCGCUGAUUCAAAAAUGUCAGCGGCAGUACGUGGAGCAGGUUAUUCGGCGCCAGAUGCAGGACCUCGAAUUCUGCGCGGACGACCUUCCCGCGCUGGCUGAGAUGGGCCGUCGUUUCGAGAGUCUCGAAGGGUACGAAAAAGAUGAAAGGCUUCACGGUAAAGGCGAUAUGGUCCUCAAAGCCCACGACCGAACCACCGAAAAGGAAGCACGAGUGGCAGUAUGGUUUCAUCACGGAACUGUACAAAUCCUACAGCCUAGCAGGCUGUACACCCGUCACGAUAUCUUUCAGCUGCCAGACUGCUCAGCUGUGUGUCCCCCUCGCAUGCCUGACAAGUUACUGUGCCCGCCGUGGACCGAGUCCAAGCUUGAAUUUCUCCAUCUGCUUUCGACGACCGCGUACAUCGACGAGGACUCGUCCUUGUCGCGUUCGAAGCGUGUUCUUCGACAGCUGAUCCGGGACCGUGACUUGGCGACCUUUGAGCGAUUAAUGCAGAUGCAGGUUAUGGCACAGGACUACAAGUAUCCCCAGCGCUGGCCGGUACCCACCAUUAUCUUUCGCGCGGCAUUAAAGUAUGCAGACGAACGCGACGAUCCGUUCGUUAGGGUUUUGGUGAACCAUUGCUGGGAGGAUAUCCCGGGCGAUGAUUUGCAGCUAAGAGACCAAUUAAUGACGAAAGCAGGGCUGAACAGCGUGGGGUGA
Molecule: messenger RNA, 1017 nt
Organism: Aspergillus affinis
Lineage: Eukaryota; Fungi; Ascomycota; Eurotiomycetes; Eurotiales; Aspergillaceae
Exons: 1
Coding region: 1-1017 (338 amino acids)
Source: RefSeq, a predicted model, not a curated record